AAACUUACCACAAAAUUACGCAAAAUUACAACCCUAAUGAAAAUUCUAGUGUUACCGACAAUCAAGGAUGCAGUCGAUGAUAUUCCAACCUUACAAUUCCCCGGGGGAUUUAAAUUUUUCAAGCUAUUAUUUUUCACGCUUUUGUAA
Molecule: messenger RNA, 147 nt
Organism: Racocetra persica
Lineage: Eukaryota; Fungi; Glomeromycota; Glomeromycetes; Diversisporales; Gigasporaceae
Source: the annotation of a GenBank genome assembly